This is a messenger RNA of Perca flavescens (yellow perch), 4725 nucleotides long. RefSeq names its product serine-rich adhesin for platelets. The record is from RefSeq and is a predicted model, not a curated record. NCBI's taxonomy places the organism in Eukaryota, Metazoa, Chordata, Actinopteri, Perciformes, Percidae. The coding region runs from base 1865 to 4357 and encodes 830 amino acids. The transcript has 8 exons.
UUCUAAUACUAUAAUAUAUAAAUACACUUUACAGUGUUAAAUUGAUUUAUAAAAAAGGAAAUGCUAACGAUUUGAUAUUUUAACUACAUAUUGUGAUCAGACACAGUCCAUUAGCAGCUAUCAAAUCUUACUUUGUAGGCUCGGAAACACGGUUAAAAAACAUUCCCAAAAAGUAUUUUAGUCCAACACUUACUGUCUAGUUUGCUCUUCGGGGGCCGUCCACGUUUCCUCUUGACUGGUGGCCCCACAGGGGCUGGGAUAGGGACAACUGGUGGGGCCUGUUCCACCUCAAUCUCACUUAGCCCCUCUUCUUCCUCUACCUCAUCCAGUUCAUCCGCUACAGAUGAAUGAGUAAGGACAUCAUGCAGAUAUUAGAUUUUGACAUCAGCACAUUUGCCGACUAGAACCACCACUACAAUAUAUGCUGAAUGUUGUCCUGGUUGGGUUUUGUGUGCCAAAUCAUUGCAAUACACGGGCCUGUCCUGUACAAUCCUCACUAACUCAAACUGUGUUAUGUUAUCAAGACUGAUGAUAGGCCAAAACAUUUUUUGCAGACUUAGUUGUUGACCAUGACAACUUUUUACAGCUAGGUUAAAUGAUAAGUGUGCCCUUUUGGCCUAUUCUGAACAAAUGUAAUUGCAUAUUCUGAUGUCCAAUUGAGGGACUGCUUCACAGAAUAACUGAGAUUUGCAACGUAUAAAAUACCUGUGUCAUCACUAUCGUCCUUCCUGGCCUGCAUCUUCCUCUUCCUGCCCCGACGAGCCUUUUUGGGUGCGGGAGUUCCAUUUUCUUCUUCUUCUAUAACCUCGCCCGUGCAGUUCUCAGAGUGACGCAGCAUUGUGUUCUGAGGACCACACAUAACCAUCACAACUUAAUGACAUACUAUUGGAAAAAAAAAACCCCACAAAAACAGGUGCAUUUGUGUGCUAAAUUUCAGAGCUCAGUCUUACCCUGCGAGUGAAUGUCUUGUUACACUUGCCGCAUACAAAGGCAGUGGGGACAAAGUUGGGAUCAUGGUAGCGCUUGUAGUGCAUGUCCAGAAGCUGCUUCUGCCUAAAUGUUUUAUCACACUGGCUGCAGGCAAACGGCUUCUCCCCCGUAUGUGUACGUUUGUGCAUUACCAUGUGCCGUUCCUAUGGAGGAAAUGGGUUAGAGAAAAAUAGUCAUUACCAUGUGGCAUGGAGGAAAUAGGUUAGAGAAAAAUAGUAAUUUAGAAUAUUACAAAUGCUAUAUAAGCAAUAAAAAUAACACGGCCUAAGGUUUUCAUUUUCCCACACACGCACUUGUCUGCAGCAGUAGUCACACUGUUCACAGCGGAAGCGUUUCUCAUUCUUAUGGGUCUUCUGGUGUUGGAUGAGAGCGUAUCGCUCAUGAAACACAGCAUCACAGUAACGACAUUUCUUUCCCUUCUCAAUAAAUGAGUGCUGCUUCCGCAAGUGAACACCUAGAACAGAAACAGUAAAGAUAUGAAAAUCUGCUUGAUAAAUGUUACUUUGGCCCAUUAUAUAAAUUAAGAAACGCUUCUGAAGCCUUCCAAUCCAGUACACAUUUGUCAGAUUCCUCUCUCUACAAUGAUUAUAUUUACACACCAAAAGAUUACAAUGAUUGGGACUGGCACGUUUACAUAAUUGAGGAUAUAAAAACUAGCCUUCCAAGCACUUCACCUGCUUUAUUUUCUGCAUCUGAUCACAUUUAGUUUUAAGUAAAAUGGCAGCACAUAACUUACCAAGGUCACUCUUGCGUGCGAUGACAGUAUCACAGUGUGGGCAGUGAAACUUUGCUACGUUCUCUGUGUGUUUCUGCAGAAUAUGCAUCUUCAUGGUGCCACUCUGUGUGAAACGUGCAUGGCAGAUGUAGCACUCGUAUGGCUUUUCACCUGCACCAAAGAGGAGAGAAUUUAGUAAGCAAGGAGACGAUAAUUGAGAGUGACAAUAAAGUCCUUGAGCUCAUGGGGAGAGUUGAUGAAGGAGUUGAAGAGUUCUUUACUAAGAGAGUACUUCCUACUGAUACACUGAAUAAGCAAGAUGAGGAAUCUAUCACAGUGCAUGAAGUGGCUCCUGCCAGCUCUGUCCCUUGUCCACCCCCGACGAAAACACUCAGAAGGAAGCUCGGAGAUUUCUUUACACUCAAAAAGAGAAGAGGUCUGAAAUCAGAAACAAGCCAGGAGGGACGACCCAAAAAGGCCUCCAUCGCUGAUCUCAUUCGCCCGCUCAGGGAGGUCGCCAGAGCUGAGAAAGAAAAAGACAAGGACAAAGUCAAGGAACACGACAAGGAAAAUGAAAAGGAGAAAAUGAAAGAACAUCCGAGUGCUGUUACUGGAGAGUCAGCUGUUCAGGAGACACCUGGUGCUCCGCUGAGGGGUGAAACUGUGCCUCCCCGCCGAGCUCUCAGAGAAGGGAAGUCCCAGUCUCUCAUUUUGCUGUCUGGAUCGGCCACAGCAGGGACUACUAAUGCCAGAAACACUUCAAAGAAACAAUUUGAAGGCCAACAUAGUUUUGAACAGAAACUCCAUCUCAUGCUUCAACGUAUAGGAGUUUCCAAAGUCCAGCCAGGGGAGACACAGAAUCAGGAGGGAGAGAUGAAAAAAGCAGAAUCUGAAGGUACUAUCAUUGACAGUAAACCUGAGCCACCACCUACUUUCACAAAACCUCGAACAAUGUCUGCAUCAUCAGAUACAAGACAUCAAAUUCGCCCCAGCGUGUCAGCACACGAGUCAGCUGGGAAACCCGCUUUGCUUCCAAAGCCCCUUAUCAAGCCAGGUUCACCCCCCACAACAUCUGGCCGCAACACACCUGAGAACGAGCUAGCCCAAAUACAGGAAGGGGAGACAAACACGCCCACUAAACUGAGUCCAACUGCAGCUCCAUCUACCCCUGCUGCUCCUGCACCCACUACUACCACCACUGCUACUGUACCGACAAUCUCAAACUCAGUCCCAGACUCAACCAAUAUUACAAGUACUGUACCUCCCUCUGACACAGAUAUAUGCGCUGACUCUGUUAACCCCGCUGCAGCAACUACACCAUCCACAAAUGUUACAGAGACCGACAGCAAACCUUCAAUCACUGAAGCUAAUGCUACUAUCACUGACCAUGACUCCACCUUUCUGACAACCUUCACAAGCACCACUACACCCACAGAGCCCCCCACCACUGUUUUAGUUACUUCCACUUUCUCUGAGUCCAUGACUCCAAGCCUCUCUGUCACUUCCGACGCAACAACAAUAACUACGCCUUCCAUUACCACCUCGGAAACGGUUUCCGCUCCCGGCAAUGAAAGCUCGGUUUCCACAACAUCAACAAAUCUGUCAACUAAAUCGACUUUCCCAGAUUCAAAUGGUGUCCCCUCCAUCGACGCUACUCCUGCUGCUGGUGGUGAUGCAGCUAUUUCGGUCAUCACCACAGCUUCUUCACCCUCCACCAGCAUAUCAGAUGUGCCACCAGGCUUGUCUGCCCCCGCUAAUUCAGUUACUGAAGCUUGUUAUGAUUCCACUUCAGUCACCUCUACUAGCUCUGUACCUUUAGCUUCAUCAGUCACAAAAACAACAUCUCCACCUCCUUACUCAAGUGAUACCAUUUCAACUGCAGUUUCACCCGUCACCUCAAUUACUUCUUCAUCCCCCCUAAUCUCUUUUGCCCUUCCUCCCACCACCUCCACCUCUUCUACCACCACUACAAGCCCAACAUCCACCGACUGCAUGAACUCUAUCUCUGCUUCCAUCAUUACUCACCCAGCCACCCCUGGCCCUGCUGAUAUAUCUGUUCCCUCCACUUCUUCCAGUGAAACAGACACCACUUCCACCACCACCACCAGUUUAAACCGUGCAGAUACCACUUCCACCACCAGUUCAGCUACCACAGCUGCAAUUUGCUCCCCACUCUUGACUGACUCAGACCCACCUUACACUAACAACGUCAGCACUACCCUCACACCAACUAUUGAUAACUCAAGUGCUACUUCUCCUCAUUUGACCAGUCCAAACCCCUCUAAUGGUCGUCCAGUCCAAGACAAUGAUUUGCAGACAUCUCCUGAAGAAAGAUCUAGUGUAGAGCCUGCAGAAAAGGGCACAGCAGAUGAGGAGCUUGCGAUGGUUCUAAACAGUGAGCAAACUGAGAUGGAUGAAAGCAAGAAAGUCGGCAACGGUGGGGAGAAGAGCGAGAAUGAAAACAAGAAACCAACUCUCACUUCUGACAGUGAAGUCAUAAUAAAAGAAGUGCAGAAAGAAAGUGUUAAACCUGAAUUAGACACAAUGAAAUCAGAAGUGAGAAUGGCUGAACCUGCAUCAGGGAAAGAUGAUGAGUUGUGCAGCGACAAGGGGGAGAUGGAAGGUCAAAAACAAGAAGAGGUUGAUAAGUAAAUCAAAAAUAAAGAAAUUGCUAAACACGGGACCAACUACUGUGACGGGGGCAGGAGAGGCCACAGUAAAGGGUAAAGGAGGGGGGAGGGGGGAGGGAAUGAUCCAUGGCACUUCCUACAGGGACCACCACAUUACAGCAGCACACCACAAAGGGUGGGCCACUGGACCAAAGAACUGAGAUCCCCUUGUGUGUUGUAACCAACAAAUCCAGCAGUGUCUUUGUCCUUUUUUUAACUUUUGUUUGCAUUUUUGCAUUGCACGUAUGAUUAUGUAACAUAAGACAACUACUGUGGUAAAAUACACCAUGUUUACAAUAGAUGGAUAAGAGACAUAGUUAUGACUAUUAAAUGGAAUAUUGAAUUAACUGA